Gossypium raimondii (Peruvian cotton) is the source of this 651-nucleotide messenger RNA. RefSeq lists its product as uncharacterized. Gene Ontology annotation, molecular function: nucleic acid binding. Lineage: Eukaryota; Viridiplantae; Streptophyta; Magnoliopsida; Malvales; Malvaceae. The record is from RefSeq and is a predicted model, not a curated record. The coding region runs from base 1 to 651 and encodes 216 amino acids. Gene Ontology annotation, biological process: DNA integration. The transcript has 2 exons.
AUGGAUUAUUCUCUGCAGAAGUUGGUGAAGCUCUACAUUUCUGAGAUUGUAAGACUUCACGGAGUUCUGGUUUCGAUAAUUUCUGAUAGAGAUCCUCAUUUCACUUCUCGAUUUUGGAAGAAACUUUAUGAAGUUCUGGGUUCGAGAUUGGACUUCAGUACUAUGUUCUAUUCUCAGACUGAUGGUCAAUCUGAGAGGGUGAUUCAGAUACUGAAGGAUAUGUUUCAGAGCUGUGAUCAUCUUAAGACAGCUUCUGAUAGACAAAAGUCUUAUACAGAUCUGAAAUGGAGGGAGAUUGAGUACUCUAUGGAUGUCUUUGUUUUUCUUAAAGUAUCUCCGUGGAAGAAGAUUCUACGGUUCGGACGUAAGGGCAAGUUGAUCCCUAGGUUCAUUGGGCUGUAUCGGAUUCUGAAGCGUGUAGGAUCGGUCGCUUAUCAGUUAGAGCUACCUCUAAUGUUAGACUGUAUCCAUGAUGUGUUUCACGUCUCUAUGUUGAUGCGGUAUCGGUUUGACCCAUUUCACGUUGUUUCUGUUGAGAAGAUUGAGGAUAGAUCAGAUUUGACAUUUGAGGAGGAGUCGAUUCAGAUUUUAGAUCGAGAUGUUAAGAUUCUGAGGAGGAAGUCUAUUCCAUUAGUUAAGGUUCUGUGGUAG